AUGCGCUUCCAAGCCACCUUCGCCCUCCUCUCCCUCAUCACUGCCGCCGCCAUGGCCACCCCCCUCGACAACAAGCCCGCCGGCCACGUCGAGGUGUUCCCCCGCACGGCCUGCAAGCCCCCGAACCCGUGCUCCCACCUCGUGGACUGCAACUGCCCCGGAAACAAUGCUGGGAUAUGCGUCAAUGGCGACUGCACGUGCCUGGACUGCUAG
Hypoxylon fragiforme is the source of this 213-nucleotide messenger RNA. RefSeq lists its product as uncharacterized. The coding region runs from base 1 to 213 and encodes 70 amino acids. NCBI's taxonomy places the organism in Eukaryota, Fungi, Ascomycota, Sordariomycetes, Xylariales, Hypoxylaceae. The transcript is spliced from 2 exons. The record is from RefSeq and is a predicted model, not a curated record.